Molecule: messenger RNA, 199 nt
Organism: Racocetra persica
Lineage: Eukaryota; Fungi; Glomeromycota; Glomeromycetes; Diversisporales; Gigasporaceae
Source: the annotation of a GenBank genome assembly
GGUUGUAGUUGGCAACGAGUUUGUGCUAGCCAGCAAGCAACUGAGGUUGAGAUUAAGCAACUAAAAACCGAAUUAAACCGCAAUAAGCAAUGGUGCUACGGAUUAGGAAUAACUAUGUUGAGCCUUUUCGUUGGUUACGGAAUUUGGACGCAAAGAGAGAAGUUGCAAAAAAUAUAUAUAUACUUAUCCGUUGGAAAAG